Molecule: messenger RNA, 1854 nt
Organism: Paramisgurnus dabryanus
Lineage: Eukaryota; Metazoa; Chordata; Actinopteri; Cypriniformes; Cobitidae
Source: RefSeq, a predicted model, not a curated record
CAAUAUUUCGUUAGGCGUGUUUUAAGCGCACGAGCGAGCGUUAUCUGUGUUUUCGUGGUGGUUCGUCUCUGGGGACAGAUAAGAGAAAAGAAAGCAGAAGACGUAUCCGAGAUGUUUGCCAAAGCCACAAAGAGCCUCGUGUCUGAGAUAGACCCUGAUGGUUGUCUGAUUCCCGUGUCUCGAUUGAAUGAGUCGGACAAUCUGGUUCCUCUUGCUCUUGUCAUCAAACGCAACCGGUACUGGUUCUGGCAGAAACCCAAGUACCUGCCAACAGACUUUAAACUAUCUGAUGUUCUCGUCGGAGAUCCUAUACAUCCAGCUGUGGUUGAGACAGAGUUCAUGAGCUUUGAUGGAAAAGUUGUGGACAGCAAAGGUGGAAGUGUUGGAGCAGACAUCGGGGCAGGGAGCAUUAACGUAGGGGGGAAAGGCUCGAGCAAACUCGAGUCAUCAUUUGGAAACCUUAAAAAACAGGAGGUGGAUGUGCAGAAGCUGUUACAGGAGUCCAGAUCUAGAGUUGUGGAUCUGCAGCACUCUCUGGUCCAGCAGAUACGAAAGACACAGAAAGAGAUCCUGACAGUAGUGAAGGAACGAAUCAUCACCACUCAACCCUGCACUGUCCUUGAAGAACAGCAGACUGGUGGUUCCUGUACUGGAAUGUUUGGAUUCAGUCAAAAGAUAAAGGUGUCAGUAAAUGACAAAGGGAAGUCUGUUAUUGACUAUGACACUAAUAUGUCGCUCAACAUCCCUCGAAAUACCAUCAUCUCUUACAGUGUGAUCGAGCUGGAGAUUUCUAAUACUGGACACUAUGAGCUGUGCUUGCUGCCAAGUGUCCAGGGUGGUUUUGAGGUCGAUGGGCCAAUAAAGGUACAGAAAGCAGUCCAGGUCUGUGCUUCACCGGGAAAACCCAGCAGCAAACUGCAGAAAGACUUGGAAGAACUACAGGGUCAGUUUAAGGUUCUCUCUAAACUCCCUGCCUGCACUCGAUCUUCUCUCUUCCAGCAGAUCUCUGUGCUCCUGCAGAAUAAAGCAGCCAUCAGCGUGCUGGAGAACGCAAUGUUGUCUGUCUCUCAGCUAGAGGACAUUUGUGAUGAGACACAGCCGGAUCCCAGUCAGUUAGAUGAAGUGUCUGCUGUGCGGACCACACUGGAACUGGUAAAGAAAGCUGUUGCUAAAGACAGCACCCAAACAAACACCUCUGGACAGCCCCAAAAACCCAACGCUCUCACUGCCACCCACCUGCUCGUCAGCUCUUUAGAAGAGAUGAAUGACUCCACCCUACUUGUGCUUAAAUCCUGCUGUACUUAUGCAACCCUGCAAGUUCUUCUUCGUAUUGUGCAAAAUAUGGCUUUAAAUAAGAAGACUUCUUUGAAGGAGGAUGUCCUGGCUGUUUUAGCUGAUGAAAAGGUUUUCGAGAAAAUCAAGGAACUGUUUAGUUCCUGUAAAGUGACCCUGCGAAAGGAAAAAGAUUCACUUAUAACUGAAAUCAGUAACCCGCAGGAUCGCCUCCCCCUUAUGCUGUGCAUCGCUGCCAAAGGGUUGGCAUCUAUAGCGCCCCCUGCCUGAUUGGAGUACAACAGCAGAGCAAAAGAGUGAAAGCUAUGAGGUUACGUGGACCAAGGGCUUUAGCAAUAAAAAGAUGAAAAGUUAUUUAUUUUCUACCCUCAGGAACAAUUGUUAAGGAUUCUCUAUGUGGCAUUUUAUCUGUUUUCUGAAUGACUAUACUAGAUAUUUUUUUUAAUUUUUUUAUAUAUUUUAAAUAAUUGCUUUGAAAACAAAACCAUAUUAAUAGUAAAUUUUAGGGCUUGGAUAUCUCAUACUUUUAAACAACACAAAAUAAAUGUUUUUUACACAUCG